Gilbertella persicaria is the source of this 1459-nucleotide messenger RNA. RefSeq lists its product as uncharacterized. The transcript has 4 exons. Gene Ontology annotation, cellular component: membrane. Gene Ontology annotation, biological process: carbohydrate metabolic process. Gene Ontology annotation, molecular function: chitin deacetylase activity. The record is from RefSeq and is a predicted model, not a curated record. Bases 311 to 1459 code for a protein of 382 amino acids. NCBI's taxonomy places the organism in Eukaryota, Fungi, Mucoromycota, Mucoromycetes, Mucorales, Choanephoraceae.
UACAGGUACAAUUGGGUCAAUUCUACAAAACCUGAUCAUGAUUUACCCGUAUCUGAAGAUGAAAAUGGCCUUUUUCAGGUAAAAUAUUCUAUAAUUGGAUCUUUUUUUGGAUUUCAACAUAUGUUUGUAUUCUAUUUUAAAGCAAGAUCCAACGCUACACUGACGCAACGAAAAAUUUUGUGCAUUGUUUCUUUUGUUUUCCCUAAUCUAAUUUACAGAAUCUAAAAAUAUUCAUGGGUAUAUAAGUGUUUCAACUUCAAUACAGUAAUUAACCAUUACUUCCUUUCCUUUCUUUUAUUUUUUUUCCAACAUGAAGAUCACUAUCUUAAGUGCCGCUUUGCUUUCGUUGGGUAGUCAAUUGGCAUUUGCCGCCCCUACUGCUACCACAACUGGUUCUGCUACUGCUACCAAAUCUUACAUUCCUUCUCAUUCACCUGACUUCCCUGAAAUGGCCAAGCCUACUGAUGUUGUUAGUGAAUACAAUUAUGGUCCUUACAAUAUGAGUAAGACAUUGCCUACUUACACUUUAUCUGGCUACCCUGAAACCUGGAAGACGCCCAGUACUACUUCCAAGGAAGUUAAGGCUGCUAUUGCAAAGAUUGAUUGGUCUCUCGUUCCCAAUGCUCCUGUCAGAAAACAAAAGAAAAACGGUGACUGGGUCAAAGACACUGACGGACCCAAGGAUCCUUACUGUUGGUGGUCUGAUACCAAUUGUGUUACCCCCAAGAUUAAUAUCCCUCAAGAUUAUUAUACUUGUGGUAGAAAAGGUGAUUGGGGUCUUUCUUAUGACGAUGGGCCAUUCAACCUUUAUUAUGAUGAAAACGCAAAGACGGAAAACCGUUACGCCGAGCCUGCUUUGUACAAUUACUUGGCUGAACAUAACAACCAAAAGGCUACUCUUUUCUACAUUGGUUCCAACGUCGCUACUUACCCUGCUGCUGCCAAGAGAGCUUUUAACGAUGGCCACCAUAUCUGUGUUCACACAUGGUCUCAUCCCGUCAUGACUACCAAGAACAACCAUGAAGUUGUUGCUGAACUCUACUGGACCUUGAAGGCUAUCAAGGAAGCUACUGGUGUUACUACCAAGUGUUGGAGACCUCCUCAAGGUGAUGUUGAUGACCGUGUCCGUGCUAUUGCUUACCAAAUGGGUCUCAGAACUGUCAUUUGGGAUGAAGACACUAACGAUUGGGACAUGAAGGCUCCUGGUGGUGGUAACCUCCCUACCAGUACCGUGGAUGGCUACUUUGAAAAAUGGAUUGAGAACUACAAGUCUGGCAAAGACAAGACUGGUCACGUUGUACUUGAACACGAAUUGAACCAUGCUACUGUCAACAUGACCAUGUUCUGGUUGCCCAAGCUUCAAAAGACUUUCAACGUUGUGUCUGCCUUGGCCUGUAACAAUGUGACUCAACCUUACUGGGAUGAGCAAUAUGUUUACCCUCUCAAUAACACUGACUAG